Messenger RNA from Racocetra persica, 301 nucleotides. The record is from the annotation of a GenBank genome assembly. NCBI's taxonomy places the organism in Eukaryota, Fungi, Glomeromycota, Glomeromycetes, Diversisporales, Gigasporaceae.
UCAUUUUGUAAAAAUCCAUACUCGAAAACCUUGGAAAAAUAAGGAGAUUUUGGAAAGAGGCUUUGGUGGUCGGAACCUUGAUAAAGAUAAUAAUGGCCUUUACUCAGACUUAUACAAGGCCUACUGUGAAGAAUUUAAAAUGUUUGCUGCCAUAAAUACGUACAAGAACAUUAAUGAAACCAAUUCUCGAAUUAAAGUUCAAGUCGGGAACAUAGUUGACUUAAAAGAGAUCAGCGAUCCUGAUAAUAACUCAUACGCUUUAGUCAAAGCGAUUAUCACACACCAAGCGAAUAAUGGCAAG